This is a messenger RNA of Magallana angulata, 1181 nucleotides long. RefSeq lists its product as uncharacterized. The record is from RefSeq and is a predicted model, not a curated record. The coding region runs from base 123 to 896 and encodes 257 amino acids. The transcript has 2 exons. NCBI's taxonomy places the organism in Eukaryota, Metazoa, Mollusca, Bivalvia, Ostreida, Ostreidae.
UGCAAUAUUGACAGGUUUUUUUAACACGAAUACAAGGCAAGGGGCAUGAAUAAUGCAUCAUGUUGUUGCUUUGGUCUUAUCAAUAAGGAUUGGCUGAGAUUUGUUCCUUUUCCUUUUGGUUAAUGCAUUUUGGACCGCCGUUAAAUGGGGCUCAUGCUAUGUUACCCAUGUAUGAUUUUGGUAAAUACGAACUUGUGCUACUGGUUGUCGGAUGCACGACCUCCCUUGUGGUCACGUGGCUCAUCGUAGAUUUCUACUUGUACCAUCGAGCAAGACGGAUCAAAAGAGAAGAAAAUGACCACAUGCACAUUCACUCCAGAAAAAUGGGAAUGCAUCUGACCGUUCCGUUUGUAACCGAACAAUCAAAGACCACUGCCUCUGAUGUGGUUUCAGGUUCAAAGCUGAAUAGACAAACGAGUAUCAGACGAUUACUGAAUUUCUUCAGUAAAAAAAAGUCAAACGAGGACCUUAACAUGAGAUCGAAAAGCCUUGACGAUGAAGAAACCAACCAUAAGAGGACUUUGUGGACAAGAGCGAGGCGCCUGACUGAAAUGUUUUCAAAUAAAGUAUCAAAUUCAAACAAUGAGACGGAUUCCAUAACAUCGGCAGAUAAAGUGCAAUCUGGCUUGGAGCAGCUGGAUCGGACUCGGGUGUCUGACAAGGAAAAUUCCGGAGGAAGUUCCGACAGUGGGCGUUUCUCAGCGGACCGUAAGGGGGCCGAGUCGAAAUUUGGGACGGAUGUAGAUGAAAUGGAUGUGACAGGAAGGUCGUAUAAUUUUGGAUUUAGUGAUUUGGAUGAAGAAGGCAUGAGGAAACCUCAGUCAAGGAAAGCAAGAAAGAGCAAAGAGGGAAAACCCACUAAGAAUUUGGCUCUCUUGCAGUUUCGAUAUUAUUGAAGAGAUAUAAAAUCAUAUAAGUGUACCUCAGGCAAAGCAUACAACAACUAUGUAAAAAACUAUCGUUUUUGUAGAUUCUUAUCAUAGUUUGUUCUUGUUAUAUGCUCUAAUGACAAAAUAACUUAUUCAACAUCUCAAUUUGAUCAUUAAUACAAAUCGAUGUGAAAUAUACAUGAUCAAUGAGUAUUCAAGAUAAAGAAUAAGGUUUUACAUAAUUACUCCCAAUAUAUAUUUUUGUAGUUGUGACAGAUAUUGCUUUGGUACAAAAAAGAUCAAUUAGUUUCA